Molecule: messenger RNA, 564 nt
Organism: Cyclocybe aegerita
Lineage: Eukaryota; Fungi; Basidiomycota; Agaricomycetes; Agaricales; Hemipholiotaceae
Source: the annotation of a GenBank genome assembly
AUGCUCCCUGCCGGUGACAUUUGGGAGCUGCUGACAGAGGCAGAAGAACUCUCUAGCUCUGCCUCUGCUGCCAUUGCGAGGCAGGCUGACACCCUCAGCUUCCUUUUCUGGCAACACACAGUGUGGACGGCACUUCAUAACCAGUGUCAGGCAUCAGGGGGGACGAUCGUUGACCCAGAAGUCGGCCAGCACCCCUUCUCUCCUGCGGCCAAUCAGCACCUCAAUCUUUCUCCUUCUCCAUCACCUUGUGCCCCUCCUGGCCUCAUUCGCAGAUCGCCCAGUCUCGAAUUCAUUGAAUCAAGUGGCAGCAACAGAGGUGGCGCUGGAACCCGUGUUAGCACCAGUCAGGCCACCGAGGAAAGCCCUAGCUCAAGCCCUGCUAAGUUCCCUCCUCAGUCCAGGUGCCAAUCACCCUCAGCUGUCAAAUUUGUCGAUACUGGUGCCAAUAACUCCAAUGCAAGACAACAAGACUCAGAGUUGGAGGACGAUGACCUGCUGGUCGAUAGCACCUUCCAGGCUGUGGAGUUGGCAUAUUAUCCAGUGGAGUCCAGUGGACUCCAGUAA